AUGGAAGUUGAGUCACCCAAACCUAACAGAAAUAGCAAACGUUUCUCAAUGCGUAAAACAUUAUUACUUGAGAAAGUUCACUUCGAUAUUAAAAUUACUACAUUAAAAAAAUUAGAUGACGUGAAUAAUCAUGUCAUCUAUAUCAAAUGGAAACGAGGAAAUUCAAAAAAUUCAGGUAACUUAAAGAGAGUUUUAGUAGAAAAAGCAAUAGCACAAUAUAACACAACGUUCGGAUUUGAUUGUACAAUACAACGUGACUCUAAAACAAAUCAAUACAAAAAAGAGAAAGUCCUUAAAAUAGACUUGUUUGUUGUCACUACAAAAGGAGAAAAAGAAAAGGCUUCUUUGAAACUUGAUUUGAAUUUAUAUCUUGAUGGUGAAACUAAAGAAGAAUUUUUACCUUUUGAAGGAACACAUUAUAUUUUAGGAUUUAUUAUCGAACAUCACUCACUAGAAACAAUAAAAAGAGCACCUUCAGCUGGAAGUGAAUCAGAUUGGAGUGAUAGCGAUUCCAUUACUAUGACUCAAUCACUCACCAAUUCUCCACACCCAAUGUCUCCAAGAAAAAGAACACUAAAUAGAACAGUAUCAAUUAAUGGAGAUGUUACAUUUAGAAAAGAAUCUGGUUUAGAAGAAGACUUUGCAAUGAAAUAUUAUAAAUUAAAGGAUGAUUAUGACUCAUUAUCAAAAGAACUUACACAGUCAUUACAAGAACAAGGUAAAUUAAAGGAACAAUUAGAAGAAAUUAAAAUAGACCCAAUUAAUGACCCAUUUCAAACAAGUAAUUUUAUUAUCAAUUCAAUAAUUGCUACUAAAUAUCAAUUUGAUGGUCAAUUAACUGAAACAGCUUCUGCUUUAAAAGAGAAAUGUGUUGAAAGAAAUUUUAGAAUAGAUAUUGAAAAUAAUUUUUUUAAUAAUGUUACAGCAGCAAUGAAAGCAAUUGUGAAAGUAUCAAAUAGAUCAACCAAUGCUAUAGCUUAUUGGAUAGCAACUACAUGCUCUAUAUUAAUUCAUAUUAAGUGUUAUGUAACUUCUAUUAAUGAAAAAACAAAACCAAAAAUUGCAAAAUUUGAGAAGUCAAUGAUUGAAGUUCUUAAUGAUGAAAUUGAGUUAUUACUUGAGAUUGCAGUAGAAAAUAUUACUAACUUAGUUUCAUUCUUUGAUAAAAAAACUGAACCGAGAAUAGAGGGAUUUGAUAAACUCUCUCAAUGUGUUAGAGUAAUGAAAAAUUAUUGUAUAAGUGAAAAGGUUAUAUCAUAUUUUAUCCAAGUGUAUUGUGAAACAAUUGAUAGAUUUAUCUAUCAACAAAUAAUGAAAGAGUAUCAAUGUUUUACUGUUCAGGAUGGAAUUAAUUUUAAAAUGAAAAAUGAUAGGUUCAAAGAAUGGAUCGUUGAGUCGUUUGGUAAAGAAAAUGAACAACAGUUUUAUAGAAUUGCUGAGAUAAGCACAUUAAUGUUAAUGGAUAUUUCAUUAAUUUCAACACCAAAUGAUUUCCAAGGAUUAAACUUGAAAACCAUAUCAAGUCAAGAGAUUAUAUAUAUUCUUGAACAUCUUCAACCACCAUUAAACAAGACUUUAGUGGAAAAAAUAAAAACUGAAUUAUGUAUUGAAAAUCUUCCACUAACAUAUGAUAAAACAUUCCAAAAAAUUGAAGUUCCAUCAGAGGUAUUAGAGAAUUUGUAA
Entamoeba dispar SAW760 is the source of this 1683-nucleotide messenger RNA. RefSeq lists its product as uncharacterized. Lineage: Eukaryota; Evosea; Mastigamoebida; Endamoebidae. The coding region runs from base 1 to 1683 and encodes 560 amino acids. The record is from RefSeq and is a predicted model, not a curated record. The transcript is spliced from 3 exons.